Molecule: messenger RNA, 3293 nt
Organism: Anastrepha ludens (Mexican fruit fly)
Lineage: Eukaryota; Metazoa; Arthropoda; Insecta; Diptera; Tephritidae
Gene: CAH2
Product: carbonic anhydrase 3
Exons: 5
Coding region: 1174-2187 (337 amino acids)
Cellular component (GO): cytoplasm
Molecular function (GO): carbonate dehydratase activity; zinc ion binding
Source: RefSeq, a predicted model, not a curated record
UUAGUGAACAGUUGGUGGUGGCCAACUUGCCGGUUAGCUUUGGCAAUAAUAUUAUUGUAGUUCAGCUUGGGUUAAAGCCAAGGCAUUCACAAUUGCAGAAUACUCUUUUAAAUGUGAUUACAUAGGUUUACAAAUAUUACAUAUUUACGAAAUAAUUACGGAAUAGUUUGCCUUCGGCCUAUUGUAGCUACUAAGUGUUGCUUUAAAAAAAUCAAAUCACAGACGACAAAAAAUCAAACUAACAACAACGCAUCAGCAAAUACGUAUGUAAAAAUAUAAAAAACACAAAAAAGGGGAAAUUUGUUUACCAACUACCGGUAUUUCCUCUAUUCGACUGACAAUUGUGAGAAACUGUCCCAACUACUACAUAUAUAUUAUCAACACAUUCGUCAUUGUUGUUGGAAUCAAUCGGUGGCGGCAACGGCUGAGGCAACAAUAAUUGUCCAAUUGAGAUUUCUCACAUAAUUGCAAAUUCAACAGAAUCACAGAAUAGCAGGUAGAAAAAUGCAGUGGCAAAAAUAACGAGCAAGCUAUGCGCCGCAAAAUAAGUAAUAAUAAACAAAGCUACAACUACAACAAUUUUGUUAGUAAAUUUUCUACUCAUUAACGUCAAAGGAGUUUAACAAAACGGAAAUUGUCUGUAGCUUGUUUGCCUGAAUUAUUGUUGCUAAUAUUGGACGUAAAUUAACAUAAAAAUACGAAAACGCUUCGAAUUCAUUUCCAAUUUGUGUGUUGAUACAGAGUAGAUCUGUUGUCAGUCUAGCGUCCAGAGCCUAAAUAUCGCGCGCAUUGCUGGUGUGCAACUCGAAAGUCAAAAUUUGAAUUUGCAGAUUUUGCUGGCUACUUCACGAUUUGAAUGUUUUCACAAGUUUCCUAAGCUUAAAAAACCACAUUAGAGGCCGCAAUAGACUACGUUCCCAAAUACUUACAGAAGUGUUUUUAUUUUCAAGUGAUAGAAAGUGCGCUAAAUAAAGUUCGUGUGACUUUUUGUAAUCUCCAAAAUCUAAACAAAAUAGUUUUAUGAGUCCCGAAGUACUUUGUGAGUGGCCGCCAAAAAGUUGAAUCAUUAAAACAAACAACAAUAAAAGUCAACCGUAAAGUGACUUGAGUUGAGAGCUUUGCUUUGUAUUAGUCAGUCUUUCGGAAUUUUGGCUUUGUUUUUCGUUGGAAAUCAUGCAGACUUUGAAUAUUGCGGUGCUGCUCGCUUUGACCUGCUGCAAUGUUUUUCAGAUGACGCUUGCCAAAGAUUUUACCUACAAUGGGGCUUUGGGUCCUGAUCAUUGGGCUGAACAAUUUCGAACGUGCAGUGGCAAGCAUCAAAGUCCCAUCAAUAUUGAUUCGCUAAAUGUGGUGAGACGCACCUAUCAGCCAAUGAUAUUCGAGAAGUUUCAGGAGCCACCUAAAAAUGCUGAAAUACUGAAUAAUGGACACACAGUGGUGGUACGUCUUGACUUCGCUGGCAAACGUCCAACCAUAUCGGGUGGUCCCCUGGAUGGUGAAUUUGUUUUCGAACAAUUGCAUUUUCAUUGGGGCGAUAAUGACACCGUUGGUAGCGAAGAUCGCAUAAAUAACAUAUCAUUUCCCGCUGAGUUACAUAUGGUUUUUAAAAAUACCAAAUAUCAAACAUUUGGCGAGGCAGCGAAGGAGGGUAACGGUGUCACAGUUUUGGCCUUUUUCUAUGCGAUAGUAGCGCAUGAUAAUUUUGAUUAUGCUGAAUUCACUGAUCUUUUGGAGCAAGUCGUUAAACCGGAUUCGGUUGCUAAGUUCCGCGAUCCACCCUGCCUUUGGGAUUUCAUACACUUUGAUGUUCAGGAAUACUAUACCUAUAUAGGAUCAUUGACAACGCCACCUUGUAGUGAGGAUGUAACAUGGAUCGAUUUUCAGACGCCAAUAAGCAUAUCUGCUAAACAGAUCGAGCAUUUUCGCCGUCUGUACACGCACGGCAACAAACCGUUGACCCACAACUUCCGUCCAUUGCAGCCGCUGAACGAUCGCACCGUCUUUUGCUCACUUCCUUUAACGAAUCCUGAUGAAACUGGCCUGGAGCUGCAAAGUGCUGUACCUUUCGUGGAUAAUUUGGUUGGUGGCGCGUCCACACACAAGCCGGCUGAAAUUAGUCUUACGGUCAUGGCACUUCUAUCAAGUUCGUUCCUAUUCACAAAGGCCACCUUAGCAGCGUUAAUUUAAGCACACUAAAAGUAUUACAUUGCCUCAAUAUUAAGUUUGUGUUAAUUUAUUGGCUAUUACUGGCCUCAUUCGAUGCUUAUUACAUUACACACCGUAUUUGUAUUAAAUAAGUAAGUUCGCUCGAAAACGCUCGUAUGCACAUACAUUAGGGCGGGUCAUAUGUGCAUACACAAAUUUUUUGUUUCAGAAAACUACACCAAGUUUAAAACCACCCGAAUGGCAAGUUUACGUGCGAGUAUUUCGGAUCUGAAAAAAAUUAAAAAUACUUUUUUCCAUAACUUCGGUAUAUGCCACCCGAUUUUUAUAAGCCACGCAUAUAGUUUGGUAGAGUUAUCGGAGUACUAGUAAGUUGCCCCAACUUAUUUAUAUACGAGGAGCAUGUUCGUAAAUAUUAGUACAUAAUCAUUUAGUUGACGAUUUUUUUUACUAUUAAAAUAUUGUAAAAUUUUUUAUAAAACAACAUUCGUUUCUGUUUUGAGCUACAACAAGCAAUUUGAAAUUAUUUAUUUAUUUAUUUGGUUACACCAAAAAAGUCCUAAGCUAACUUGUUUUUUUUUUUUUGUAUACUUAAUUGAACACCUUAGUAAGUUUUGAAGGGUUUUAAUACUUAAAAAAAGAAAAAAUCCAUUUGUGAGAUACAACUCUGAGCACAAGACUUCACAAGCAAACUACGAACAGGUCUUUCGAGUAGAAAACUUUAGAAGAAAUACAGCAAUCGUCGAUUGCUUAAUAUCAAUGUAAUGUUUAUUAAAAUCGGGCUUCAAAUGUUAAAGCAAUGGUAAAAAUGUAUUUUUGCAAAUGUUAGGGUAAGCCAAACAAAAGGUUUUUUUCGAGAUAUAUCCCAGACAAGCUUUUAAAUAGCAGGUGCCUUCUUCGAACUUUUUUUCGACUCGCUUUAAUGUGCACAAUGUAAUGUACGAGUAUAUCUAAAUAUGUGCCGCUCAAUGUGUAUUUAAGUAUUUGUAAAAUUUUAUUUAGUAGUAGAAAGUAAAGAUUUUCACUUCAUACAUUUCUAUAUCUAAGUAUUUAUGUAAAAGUGUUAUUCUAUUAAAUCAGCUGAUAUUUGUUUAACUUUUGAAAAUAGUAAAUAUAUGUAUGUAAAUAUU